CUCGGCCAAAUCCGCUCGAAAAUGGACUCAAAAACGCUCAAAGAGUGCUUCAUAAAGCCGCUGACGGACCGCCAUCCGCCCAUCCGGAUCGACACCGAGCGCAAGUUCAUCGGGCGAAGCCCGGAGACGCAGAUCCAGGACCCGUGCUGCUCCCGGCAACAAGUUUGCUUGAAGGCCAAUUUACCCGGUGGUUUCGUGUUGGUCAAAUCGCUUGGGUCGAACCCGUCGGUGCUGAACGGGAAGCAGCUGGAGAAGGAUUUGGGCUAUGAGGCUUACGACGGGGACAUCUUGGAGUUGCUGCCGGGGAAUCACCAGUACACGUUUGAGUUUAAGUUUGAGGAGAAGAAGGUUAAGCCGACGAAGGAAAGGAAAGACUCGAAAAAAGAGGAGCGGGUGAAGAAGGACUCUAAAAAGGAGGAAAAGCGUGAAUCUCACAAGAGGAGCCUGUCCAAGGAUGAGAAACGUGACGAUGGUGAGUCGGGGGAGAAGAAGUCGAAGAAGCGGAGGGAGGAGCGCACCGGAAGUAGUUCCAGUUCCGCCAGUGUUGAGAAGGUUAGCAACGGCGGUAGUUCGAAGAAGACGUUGGUGCCUACCAAAGAGUGCAAAUGGGAGGAUUUAGACGGGAAGCAGUUGUACAUUUACACGAGCAAAGAUUUGGUAGCGUCGGAGAAGGUUGCGUCGUAUGACAUGGACGGAACGCUGAUCAAGACCAAAUCGGGGAACGUGUUUCCUAAGACGAUCGACGAUUGGCAGAUUGCUUUCCCCGAAGUACCUGGCAAGUUGAAGACGUUGCACAAAAACGGGUUCAAGAUUGUCAUAUUUACAAAUCAAGCUGGAAUCUCGAAGGGAAAGUUGAAGAUCGAGGAGUUUCGUACGAAAAUAGAAGCUCUUCAGGCGAAGCUGAAUUUGCCGAUGCAGGUUUUCAUUUCAACCGGAAAGGGCAAGUAUCGGAAGCCGCUGACGGGAAUGUGGGAAACGCUGUGUCAGCUGAAAAACGACGGAGUUAAGGUGGACAAGGCGCGCAGUUUCUACGUCGGUGACGCUGCCGGUCGUCCUGAGGUGAAGAAGCCGGUGAAGCGAAAAAAGGACCAUUCUUGCGCGGAUCGGUUGAUGGCGCUGAACGUUGGAAUUCCGUUCCUCACGCCAGAAGCACACUUCCAGAACGCCAAGGAGGCCGACUGGGUCAAACCGGAGUUUGAUCCGCGAGUUGCCCUCGAAAAACGUCAACAACUCGACCCUCCGGGCAGCAAACUUACCUCUUCCCAGCAGGAAGUGAUCGUAAUGGUUGGUUUCCCGGGUUCCGGCAAGAGUCACUUCGCCCGGGCGCAACUCGAAUCGAAGGGCUACGUUCACAUCAACCGAGAUGCGCUGGGGUCGUGGCAAAAGUGCGUCUCGCUGCUCGAUAGUACGCUGAAGAGUGGAAAGCGAGCCGUCGUGGACAAUACCAAUCCGGACGUGGACAGCCGAAAGCGGUUUGUGGAGCUGGCAAAGAAGCGGAACGUGCCCUGUCGGUGCUUUGUCAUGGGCGCCACCUACAAGCAGUCCCGGCACAACAACGUGUUCCGCGAGUUGACGGAUCGAUCGCAUUCGUCGAUCAACGACAUGGUGUUCAAUAUGUACAAAUCGAAAUACCAAGAACCUGCCCUCUCGGAAGGAUUCGACGAAAUAGUUAAGGUAAAUUUCGUUCCCAAAUUCGAGUCUGAAGCUGACGAAAAACUGUACAAGUUGUACCUGUUGGAGAGUUAAGUUGAAUUUUACGUUAAGUUUUAAAUUGUAUUUAUAUCGAAGAAUCACUGAACAAAUUACGAAA
Messenger RNA from Culex pipiens pallens (northern house mosquito), 1810 nucleotides. RefSeq lists its product as uncharacterized. Gene Ontology annotation, molecular function: polynucleotide 3'-phosphatase activity; protein binding; ATP-dependent polydeoxyribonucleotide 5'-hydroxyl-kinase activity. The transcript is spliced from 3 exons. Gene Ontology annotation, biological process: DNA repair. The coding region runs from base 22 to 1746 and encodes 574 amino acids. Lineage: Eukaryota; Metazoa; Arthropoda; Insecta; Diptera; Culicidae. The record is from RefSeq and is a predicted model, not a curated record.